AUGUCUCCUUUCAAAUUUCUCACGGUCUUCGUUCUCAUCGCCCUUUCAUUUCCCGGCCCCCAAAACAAGGCCUUGGCAGGCGGCACCAGCCGCCGGCUUCUGACUCCAACUAUCCCUCAAAUUCCAUGGAUUCCAAACUUCCCUGGAAUUCCGGGCGGCAUUCCCAAUUAUCCUGGAUUUCCGGGCAGCUCCCCAAAUUACGGAAACCCGAGGGACUUCCCGGGAAUUCCCACUGGUGGAAUACCGAAUUUACCUGGAUUCCCGGGAGGGUUCCCGGGGUCUACUUACCCUGGGAAUUUUCCAGGCGGACAGCCGAAUGAUCCGAAUGCACCUAUCUUGCCUCCCCCAGAAAUUACUAAAACUAGCCCUUGA
Molecule: messenger RNA, 372 nt
Organism: Striga asiatica
Lineage: Eukaryota; Viridiplantae; Streptophyta; Magnoliopsida; Lamiales; Orobanchaceae
Source: the annotation of a GenBank genome assembly